AUGGCCUACGCAGCUGCGGCCGAAGCCGCCACCGACCCCUUGCACCUUCAGAUGUUGGGCCCCGACGGCCAAGUCCUCGCCGAUUUCGCGAUGUUCGAUCGGGAUCUCCGUGAUUUCUGGAAGCUGUUCUUCAGCGGGCUCGCUUACAUCGUGAGGCUCGUCAACACCCACGUAAUCGUCGGCAUCAUGACCUUGUACAUGGCGAUUUCAUUCAUGCUGAAGAAUGACACGCGCAACGUCGGGGAGCUGUUCGAGCGCUCCAAGGGAGCUUGCAGCAUGUUCAUGUGUGCUCGCGGGAGUGCUUCCGUGCUCACCGCGGCCGUCACCACCCUCAGCUUCCAGGCGGGCUCGCGACAGCAGGCAGCAAGCGGCGCUGGCGUGGCCGUGCUCCGGCGGGAGGCGCCCGAGGCACGGCCUGUGCCUCCGGCCAGCCGUGGGACUCUGCCCUGCGACGAAGCGCCUGGAAAGCUGACAAAGAGCGCCUUAAAAACUUCCAAGGAGCGCUUGAAAAGGUUCACAAGCUUCACAAUCUUCAGAACCUACAGCCAGGGAGUGGACCAGCUCACCGGGGAAUGGACCGACCAGUGUACCCGGAGAAACAACUUUUUCGAGCGCCGUCAUGGGUGGAAUGGGGAGACCGUAGUCUUCUUCUCCCUGCGCUGGGGCGUCUGGGCGGCCAGCCUGUGGACCAGGCGCGUUGAUGAGGUCGUCUACGGCACCCUGCAGGACAGGAUGGCGCCCGCCAAGGAGUCGUGGAGGAAGCUCUUCGAGUGGAAGUUCACGCACUGGAGCGCCCCGGGAGUAUGCAGAUGCAUUGUACCGGUUGGAAUUGUACUGAAGUGGAGAUCCCGGCUCUGCCCGCUGCCGCGCACGACGUUCGGGGAUUCGGCCCUCGGCGGCAAGUUGGCCGCGGCGGUCCUCCUCGGCCACGGCGGGCUCUUCGCGCUGCGGCUGCUGCUGGUGCCUCGGAUUUACACGAUCGCAGCCUGUAUGGUCUACGCCAUGGUGUACGCCGUGGGCCUCGGUGUGGCCGUUUGGAUCGCCGCGGUGAAGGUGCUAUGCUUAAAGUCGUUCGCGUACGAGCUGGACCACUUCCUGGGGGACCCAGAUGUGCUGCACGGUGUCGCCUUGGUGAUGGGCAUCGCUGCUAUCGGUUUGGGCAAGAGGCUACCGCAGAUGCUUGCCGCAGUGUCGGCGACAACCUUGGGGCUCUACGUUGGCUUGGUCGUACAGAACCGGCAGCAAUUCAGCGAGCCCGUGUUCGGCACUGUGGAAAUUCCCGAAGGCGUCUGGGUCCCGAUCGUCGCGGGCGUGGUGGCGGGCGCCGCGGCGGCGAGCCUGGCCUACCUCACCUGGAGGGUAGCCCUCGUGCUCUUGACUGGCAGCAUUGUUAUGUUGUUGGGCUUGGCGGUUUGCCGUAUCUUGAACGUUCCACCCGAACGCAUCUUCACAGUCGGCGUGUCCUUGCUGUCCGCGUAUCGCGUGGUGGGCGCCAUCGUGCUGAUCGUGGCGAUCAUAGGGUCGGUGCUGCUGGUGAGGCGAUUCCACAAGGGAAUGGUCAGCUUCGCCUCCGCCAACCUGGGCACGCUGCUGCUGCUCUCGGGCGUCUCCUACUUCUCGCAGAAGGCGGGCGCGGAGGCGCCGUUCAGCCUCCUGGACGACUUGGCGCGCAUCUUGUCGGAGGUGCGGGGCGGCCGCUGCCACCUCUGGGAGGCCUCCCGCGAGGGCCAGGAGGCUGGAGACGAUCCGGGCCUCCACGGCUGCGAUUGCGAGGAGCAGUGCAGAACGGAGCACUGGUUGAACUGGUGCGUACCUCUUUCUUCGAGGUUCCAAUGGAAUUGGACGCUUAUACUGGGAUGAGAAAGAAUUGCUCAAGAGACACACCGAGUUGUCUCUGAGAGAGAUUGUUGAGAUCUGGUGCAGGCAGGCGCGGGACAGAGCCACUCCACACAGAGCUUGUUUUCUUCAACCUCCUGCGCCACACCACCGACAAGGAGGCCAGGAGUGACAUCGUCAGGGUCCAGAGGAGAUAGCUGGGGGCAUUGACAUGGAGCUUCCGUGUACAUUCGGUUCCACACCGUAUUGACGAGUCGGCUUUGGAUGCCUUCUCUUACGACGAGCUGGAGAUGAAGAUUGGCAUGUGGCAUGGGAAAGGUACUGGGUUAGAGGCUGCGCCCGCGGAUCCACAAGGACGUGCUGGAGGCUUCUCUAUGUGCCAAGCGGUGGACACGGGGUCAAGGGCAUCCUCCUCUUUCUCCUCCUCCUCCUCCUUCUCCUCCUCCUUCCCCUCCCCCUCCCCUUCCCUCUCAUCCCCCUCCCCUCCCC
This is a messenger RNA of Prorocentrum cordatum, 2325 nucleotides long. The record is from the annotation of a GenBank genome assembly. Lineage: Eukaryota; Dinophyceae; Prorocentrales; Prorocentraceae.